AUGUGCUCAUCUGACGUAUUUUUCGGUGACAGUUUCAAUCAAAAUCAGUGGAACAGCAAAUGCGAAGACACUUGUCAUAUUGAUAUUGGUUAUUCUAGCCAUUCAGAGGAGCAAUUUGAAUCUGAAUUGGAGGCUAUGAAUAAUGGUGACUUGUCUUCAGUCAGAAAUUUAGAAUUACAAUUAGCUGCCUACAAUCGAAUCGUUUCUCUGUUAUAUAAUCGUCUUUCAACAGAUCACUUUCAACUAGUACAAUUAUUAAAUAAUUUGAACGAGUGUGGUGAUUCAGUUUCUGUUACUUUGUCAACUUUAUCCCAACUUAAUCCACAUCCUAGUGUUUUAGACAUAUGUUCUAAUGUAACAUCAACACGUAGUCAAUUAAAACAUAUUCAGUCUCUCUUGCUAUCCCGUGAACAAAAUGCCUCAGAUAAUUUGAAAAUCAUUUAUACAUUCCAACAAAAAUUAGAAGAACUCAUUAAACAAUGCAAAAUCAAAGCUCAAAAUUCACUUAAAACAGCUAAACACAAUUCUGUUCAAACUGAUUCUCUAUCAAAGAAUGAACAACUUAAUCAGCAAACGUUUUCCGAUCCAAAGUCUAAUGGAUUUAAAAAUCCAGGAGAAAUUAAAUACGAAACUUUAUUAAAAUAUGGACUGGUUAAUCCAAGGAAUGUUCUCAAUCGUACACUAAAACAUUCUGGUUUUUCUGAAUCCGUUGAGCCAAAGAAGUGUGAAUUACAAGAAGCUUUAUUGAAUGCAGUUGGUCAACUGGAUCGUUUAAGAAAAUACCGUAUAAAUCAAAAAACACGUAUUGAUCAGUUACAAGAACGAUUAGAUCAUAUGGGUACUGAACUGGAUUCCAGUGUAGAUACUAUUCGUCAUCAUCAAACAAAUUAUGAGGCACAAAAACGUAGAACCUCUAUGGAGAUUACUCAUUUACGUAAUCAAUUAGCUAAAGCAACUGCUUUAUUAGAACAGUUUAAAUUAUUCUUCAGUAAAACAAAUCUGAACACUAGUUCUUUGAACCAAAAUAUGCGAGUUCUCAUUGGGAAUUUACUAAAACAUUUACACACAAAUAAUGAACUGCAAGAUAUAGAUACUUUAAGUAUCGAUGAUUUAAAACUGAAAUUAUCUAUUGCUCAAAAUGAGCUUACUCAAUUACGAUUAGAUAUGGCACGUCAAAGAGAAGAUGAUGAUCGUGAGGCAUCAAGACUUCGGGGUCAGUUAGCUGAAGCAAGUUCAGAUGCAAGAGCUUUACGGAUGCAGUUAAAUCGCCUUAUAUCACAAAGCAUUUCUUCAAGCAAACUUAAUGGUUUGGCGAAUACAAACUCAUCUGACUCCUCAAGCUGUACAAACUGUCAAAAACUUCAACGUCUCAACGAUGUUUUACAACGGAAACAAUCUAAUAUGAACCCGUUUCCUGAUUUAAUCAAUCAUCAAGGGAAUAUAAUAAAUCAUCAGAAUUUUGUUUGUGAGGACAGCAUCGUUACGAAGAAAGCAAUACACAAGCCACACUUUAUAGACAGUUUCGUUCAGACAGAUUUGUUGAAUGAUAUUCCCGCAACUGAUUUUGUCCAAAAGGUUGAUAUAGCUAUUGACCCUAUUGAUGGACACGAUAACAUCUCACCACAUCUCCCGGUUAAAAAUUGUAAAUAUGUUCAAACGGAAUCAUUCAUCAUAGGCAAUGGCAUAACUUCAUGCGAAACUUCAUCCGGUGUAAUUUUGAUGAAUGGAAGUUUAAAAUAUGGUAGUGUGAACGAACCAAGCAUCCUAAGUGAGGUUCAGUUAAAUAAUCUUCAUGUAUCCAAUAAAUCGGCACCAGUAUCAUUAAUGAGAAAUGACAAUGAAGCAGUAAUAAAUAGUUAUCAAAAUUCGAUGCUUCAUUCAAUUAGUGAAUUAAAGCAUGAUAACUUGGUUAACCCGAACCAAAGUGUUGAUGAAGAUUCGUUACAUUCUCAGUUGUUACAGCGAAUAAAAGUAGCUGAGGAGGAAGCAAUUAUGGCUAUGGAUCAGUUGAAGGCAAGUAAUGCAGAGUUUCUUACUUUGAAAGAACGCUUAUCCCAUGCAACUGUAGAACGUGCACAUUUAAAAGCAACCAUUGAAGGAUUGGAUGAACAGGUCGCGUUACUUGAAGACUCUUUGUAUGAGCGUACACAGGAACUUCGUAGAAGUCAAAUACUUCUUGGAAAAUAUUGUCCAACGUACCAAAAGCCUGUGACAUCAUAUUCUGUUGAACCUGAAAUACCGACAUCGGAAAUAUCUAUUAAAAUACAUGAACCAAACAAUAAUUAUACAGACGAAUCAGCAGUUGUUGAUUUGAGAGGUCUUCCUCAGUCUUUUGAACCUACAGAAUCAUUUCUACGUUCUCUACCCAUUAGAUUUAAAUCCUUACAUCAAUUAAUUAACCUAAAGGAUUGGCUAUCUGUUUUAUUGAAGCAGUUGGUUGUACGUAGUCAACAACUAACACCCAGAAUGUUUUGUGGUAUAAGAUUUACCUCAUUUCGUCUGCAAAGUCAACCUAGACCUAAAGCAAUGUUUAUAUUCUUGACUUAUUUCUUUGUUGUACAUCUAAUGCUAUUACAUUGCUGGUUAUUGUAA
Molecule: messenger RNA, 2592 nt
Organism: Schistosoma guineensis
Lineage: Eukaryota; Metazoa; Platyhelminthes; Trematoda; Strigeidida; Schistosomatidae
Source: the annotation of a GenBank genome assembly